Rhizophagus irregularis DAOM 181602=DAOM 197198 is the source of this 213-nucleotide messenger RNA. RefSeq lists its product as uncharacterized. The record is from RefSeq and is a predicted model, not a curated record. Lineage: Eukaryota; Fungi; Glomeromycota; Glomeromycetes; Glomerales; Glomeraceae.
AUGAAAGGGAAAGGUGAAGACAAAAGGGGAAAGAGAAAGGGGAAAGAGAAAGGAAAAACCGAAAUGGAGCGGGUGAACAUUUCGAAGAUUCGAUGGCUCCUUGGACAUACCGGAGUUCAAUAUUUCGAAGGUUUGGUGGUUCUUGUUCUUGAAUGUAUGGAAUUUAACAUUUCGAAGUUUUCACUGGCUUCUACUUCAGCAUCGGACAUUUGA